Monodelphis domestica (gray short-tailed opossum) is the source of this 1390-nucleotide messenger RNA. The record is from RefSeq and is a predicted model, not a curated record. NCBI's taxonomy places the organism in Eukaryota, Metazoa, Chordata, Mammalia, Didelphimorphia, Didelphidae.
AUGAUUUCCUUUGUGCCUCUCUCGGUGCUGUUGAGGCGGCGGCUGCAGACUCUAGCUGCUCUUCAGUGGGUUUUCAGUUUCCUGGGUUUGGGCAUAGUCUGCAUAGUCAUCUUCAUUGGCCUUUUCUUCACCUGCUUUUGGUUCCUCAGCAUGCUAUACUCAGCCUGGUGGUACCUGGACAGAGAUACCCCAAGAAAAGGUGGGAGACAGAUCCAGACCAUAAAGAGAUGGUGUGUGUGGAAGUAUCUGGCAGACUACUUUCCUGUCUCACUCAUCAAGACAGUGGAUUUGGACCCAACACAGAACUAUAUUGCUGGCUUCCACCCUCAUGGUGUCCUGGCUACUGGAGCUUUCACCAACUUCUGUACUGAAGCCACUGGUUUUUCUUCUGUAUUUCCUGGGAUCCGCCCCCACCUGAUGAUGCUGACUUUGUGGUUCCGAAUUCCCUUCUUCAGGGAUUAUAUCAUGAGUGGAGGUUUAGUCACUUCAGAGAAGGAGUGUGUCUCAUAUUUUCUGAGCAAGAAGGGAGGUGGAACCUUGCUGGUGAUUAUCGUGGGAGGGGCCCAGGAGGCCCUGGAUGCCUGGCUUGGAAGCUACACACUACUGCUGAGGAACUGGAAAGGAUUUGUUAAACUUGCCUUGCUUCAUGGGGCAUCUCUGCUGCCUAUAUUCUCCUUUGGGGAAAAUGAACUCUUUGACCAAAUGGACAAUCCUUCAGGAUCUUGGCUUCGAUGGAUCCAGGAAAAACUGCAGAAGGUCAUGGGCAUCUCCCUCCCAGUCUUCCACGGCCGGGGGCUCUUCCAGUACAGUUUUGGCCUGCUCCCUUACCGGAGGCAAAUCACUACUGUAGUGGGGAAGCCCAUCAAGGUGAAGCAAAAUAUCAACCCAAGCUCAGAUGAAGUGGACCGUCUGCAUCAGCAGUACAUGACAGAACUGUGUAACCUCUUUGAAACCCACAAGAUUAAGUACAACGUCCCCCCAGAGCAGCAUCUGAAGUUCCAAUGAACCAGCCACUUCCCAUGCUCUCCCUCUGCCCUAUCUUUGGGUGACAUCACAAAACAAUAGAGUCCUGACUAGCAACUGUGGUGCCUAUAGCAAGCAAAAGAAGAAUAAUUCGUAACCAUCUUAGUCAUACUUAGAGGAUCAUAGAUUUAGAGUCUGUAGAAUCCAACACUCUUUAUUUUAUAGAUGAGGAAACUGAGUCCCAGAGCUACAAAGUGACUUUCCCAAACAGAGCAUGAUUCAAACUCUGGUCUUCUUGAUUCCAAAAGCAACACUGUAUGCAUUGACCCACUAAUUGCUCCGUAACUCAUGAUAUGAAAAACUACCAAAAGUAAUUAAGAAAGCUUUUCAUGGAAGAGUUCUGGAAAGAAUGCAUUGUUGGGGAAAC